This is a messenger RNA of Symbiodinium sp. CCMP2456, 3288 nucleotides long. The record is from the annotation of a GenBank genome assembly. NCBI's taxonomy places the organism in Eukaryota, Dinophyceae, Suessiales, Symbiodiniaceae.
AUGCAGCUUUCUGCCGCCAUUUCCCACCUACAGCUCGGGCUCUCGAACUUGCGGGCGGUCAUCCAGGACAACCCGCUCGGGGAGGCCGAGAGACGUGAGCUUCGGGAGAUAGGCCGCGACUUGCAGCAUCUGGCGACCGUCGCCAGCGAGCGCGUGGCGCUCCCCUGCGAUGCUUCCAGGCCUGAGAUUCGGACCUACGAACUGCAGGAGGAAACUUUUGAAAGGAGCCCAGAUCUGACCUGCAGCAUCGGCCUCCAGUUGGAGAACCAGCAGUCCUUCAAGCCGAGCGAGCACUUCACGGAUGUGGCGGUCGAUAAGUUCCCGUCCAUCCGAUCUCAACAGCGCUCGGAGAUCUCGCCCAAGGCUCCCCAGAAGCCCGGCAACAGUGAGGCCCGGAGCCCGCGGAGGGCUUCUUUGGACUCCCGGGCCAGCGAGGUUAGCGAGGCGGAAGAGUCUGACGCCGAUCACGGUGAAGAUAGUACUUACACCUAUUCGGCGGCCUCUCACAUCUCUCGCGGGACUGAAAAUGACGACAACUUCGAGGAGGGCGGCCCUGGGCUUCAUCAAGCGCUGCAGAAUCAGAGAGAGGUCCUCAUGGGCCUCUUCAAGCGGCUCGAUACCGAUGGCUCUGGGGUCAUCGAUACCGAAGAGCUCCAACGAGCACUGAGAUCCGUGGGACAGCACCCGGCACGUGCUCAAAAGCUGAUAGCAGCUGCAGAUGAGAACUGCAACGGCAAAGUGGAGAUCGACGAGUGGAAGAACGUGGUGAACCGUUUGGUGGCCGGCAAAGGUUCCGGUGCGCUCAAGGUCUUCGCAAGUGCGCUGAUGGAGCACGAGUACGGCAAGUAUGGAGAGCGGAUACAACACUCCUCCACUUGGAAUUGGGACGAAACACGCUGCAAGCCUUGGCGUUGGUUCUUGUCUUGCCACUCUAGCACUCGGCUAGCUUGGGACGUGCUCUUGCUGGUGCUCCUCUGCUACAUUGCAGUGGUGUUGCCCUUCACCCUUGCAUACCUGACGGAGAGCGGCGUCCACGGUUACAUCAAUGUCGGCAUAGACGUUUGCUUCCUCUUCGACAUCUUCCUGAACUUUCGGACCACGUACAUCAACGAGGCUGGUGAGGAGGUGCGCAGCAAUCGCCUCAUUGCCAAGAACUACCUCACCUCGUGGUUUUCCCUGGACCUCGUCACGGCUUUGCCCUUGGAGCACCUCGUGGACGGCGUGCCAGGUCAGGUGGAGAGUGUGAAGCUGUUGCGAGGGAGCAAGAUCUUCAAGAUCCUGAAAGUGAUCCGAGCCAUAAAGCUCAUCAAGAUCUUCCGAGCAUCCGAGCUUGGGAGCCGGGUGGAGGACUUUGUCACGUAUGAGUUCAAGCCGGAGAGCACCACCUCGCAGUAUAUUUCUUCACUCUACUGGGCCAUGACCACUGUGACCACGGCGGUGGAGCUCAAAGUUCGAAUCGCCGAUGCCCAAGGGCUCCGACUGCAGAGAGGUGGCGAGAUUCGACUGGUGAUCACUCUGUGCACCUCCCUGGACCGCGAGGGUGCAGAGUUUGGUGCCAAGGUGACUCCCUGGCUGCCCGUUCCUCCAGAUGAGGCGCCCCAGUGGAAGGCCAGGGAGGCCAUCUUCCGCCUGCCGCAGAGUCGCUGCUUUGAGGCGGAGUUCGUGGAUUCCGCGCACCUCCACAUCGCCCUCAUGCAGAAGGGGGCCGAGCAGCCUGAGAAGACGACCCUGGCUGGGGCCGCGCUGGGUGGAAUUUCAGCCUUCAAGCAGGGUGGCUUCUCGGCCCUGCGCUCGCAUGCGGCUGCCUCUGCGUCGGCGUUGCCGUUGGGCGGCUUUCAGAACGAGCGCGGGGACCUCGUGGGCUCCUUGAAGAUUUCGGUGGGACGGCGGCUUGCCUGUGCAGAAGAGGAUGGAGGCCCCACUUGGCUUCAGCUGCUGGAUGUGGACGGCAGGAACGUGAAGGGGCAGUUGCUAGUUGACUUUCCACAGUCGCCUCCAACUCCUGCACCAGCUGUGACGAGUCCGCCGCGAGAGAAGGAGCCCCAGGCGCGGCGGACGGAGGAAGCUCCGAGGGCCACGGAUGAGCCGAGACAGAGACCACCCGAGGAGCCGAGACCGGCAUGGGAGAGUCGGCCCUUUCAGGCCGCGAAGCCCGACGUCGAGGCUGAGAGUUCCACCUCGGAGGGGCCGAUGCCUUUGCCUCUCAGCCCUCCAAGAAUGCUCAUGUCCUCUGCAUCCUCCUCCGCCGAUGGGGAGGCAGAUGCGGCACAGCUCGCCGAGGCCUUGGCUGAGCAGCUAAGUCAGCUGAACCUGCCAAGGGCGGAGGUGGCGCCCCUGGAAUGGAGCUCGCAGUCCGACCAAGAGACGCACGACACCUUCAGCUCUUCGCAGGGCUCCGAGGUGAACAUCUUCAACAUCAACGAUGCAGGAAGGGCCUCGCGAGCCCAGGUGCUCAAAGACCAGCUGAUGAGAUGGUCGAAGAGGGCCGCCCCUUGGCGGUUUUCCCAGCGGCUGCACUCGGCUUUUGACCGUGAGGCCCGACAAGGACGCCGCGAGGUGCGGAAGUGGCGACAGCGACACGAGGUUUUCUGCCUCCUGAAUGAGAUCGAGCAACACCUGAACGAUGUGGUCGCCGGCUUGCGGCAGGCAGACUCCUCCAUGAGGCGCUUCUGCCGAAGCCAUGGCUCAGAACGGCUACUCCAAGAAGCCUCGCGUCUUCCGGCCUUCUUGUGCGAUGCUGCCCUCUACUACAAGUCUGAAGCCGGCGUCCCUGGUAAGUUGGAGGACAAGCUCUGCAAGCUGGAGCGAGUCGCUGACGAUUUUCGCGCCAUCUCCAUUGAUCCCUCAGACAUGGCUCCAGAACAGAUCGGUGAUGGGAGCAAGGAUCCUGGAGAAGCCGAAGACUUGCAGAUUGACAUCGCCGUGCUCUUGGAGAGCACAUUGAUGGCGGCUUCCCAGGCUCUUGGUGAGUACAAGAAGAUGCAUUGCCGGCUGGAGCUGGUGGCCACGGAGUACGAACCCCUUUGCCGCCUCGAGCUGAGUAAUGCGACAAGGCCUGCCACUUUUCUCCCGCUUCUGGCAGAGGACGCUGCAGUGACGCUGCCAGACCAGGCCAUCGUUUGGGCGCAGGACUUCUCACAGUUGGUAGACCAAGCCUCGCAAAGCCUCGCCACCCUCGUGCGCGAGCUGGCCAGCCGGAAGCAGCAUCUCAGUGGCUGCGUUGGCGAGCUCCGUGCACUGCUUCUGCGGCGUGCGGCGGGUGGAGAGCCGACCCUGCCAGAAGGCUGA